Thunnus maccoyii (southern bluefin tuna) is the source of this 2198-nucleotide messenger RNA. RefSeq lists its product as uncharacterized. Bases 276 to 1028 code for a protein of 250 amino acids. The record is from RefSeq and is a predicted model, not a curated record. Gene Ontology annotation, molecular function: peroxiredoxin activity. The transcript is spliced from 5 exons. Lineage: Eukaryota; Metazoa; Chordata; Actinopteri; Scombriformes; Scombridae.
UAGGCAGGAAUAUCACAAUAUAGAAUUAUACAUAAUUUCUAAUAUAAUAAUAUAACUGAGCAAAAGUUGGAAAGAUGAACUAGAUAGAUUAUUUAUUUUAUUUUCACUUCACCAGAAGCAGCAACGCUAUCUGUAUCUAUUUUGCAAAUAUUUGUGUGACUUCCUCGAGACAGCUGACUGCAGUUUUCGACACUCCCUCCGCCUGCUCUUUUGCACUUUCCAGCUAGGAGAACGAGAGAAAUAAACUCAAACCAGAUAUUUUUUAGCUGGCUGCUAUGGCGAGUAGCCUCGUCUCGAAGUUGUUUCGUCCUCCUGUGUUCACACAGCUUGCGUCUCUCCGGUCGAGCUGCGUGUUUCGGGGGAAGCCAGCAGCAGCGGCGGCGGUGGUGGCAGCAGGGACCAGACAUUUCUCCAGCGAUCCCCCUCCUGAGAAAAUCAGUCGCUAUCCAAUACCUUACAAGAAAGACCUGCCUUAUGAUAUAGUGGAGCUUAUGGAAGAAGUGGAGUCAAAGGGAGGCUUUUUGCCCAAUGUCUUCAAAGUCCUCUCUCAUAGACCGGCAGAGUUCAGAGCUUUCUUCGCUUACUACAAUGAACUAAUGAACAAGGAGACAGGCAGAUUAACCAAGGCAGAUCGUGAGCUGAUAGUAGUGGCUACCAGUAUCUACAAUAAGUGUCUUUACUGUGUGGUAUCCCACAGUGCAUUGCACCGCAUCUAUUCUAAGAAACCCACUCUUUCUGACCAGGUUAUUGUUAACUAUGAGAAUGCAGAGCUGGGACCUCGGGAGCGUGCCAUGCUGGACUUUGCUUUGGCUGUGUGUCGCUGCGACACCAUCACAGAGCAGCACUUUGAGUCCUUGGAGGAAGUGGGCUUCGACCGCGAAGACGCCUGGGACAUCGCUGCCAUCACUGCUUUCUUUGCCAUGUCCAACCGGCUCGCCCACCUCACUGACAUGAGGCCAAACCUAGAAUUUUAUAAUAUGGGCCGCAUACCACGGGACAAGAGCAAGGACAAGGCAGGGGAAGAGUGAAAAGGGAGUAGUGUUACAGACAGCUAAAAGUGCCUCAGUUCUGUUUUAUAUUUUCAUCUCCCUCUCAUGUGUGAACAAUCAGAUGUUUUCUAAUUUGUGAUGAUAUGAAGUGCAAUAUCAGAUCUACAGGUGUGCAACGUGAAGGCAAGUAAAUCUGAAAGUUCAUAUUGGAAUUAGUCAAUAUGUCCUGAGAUCAUAAUUAAACACUGUGGUAGCUUGACUGAGCCAGUGUUGGCAUGGGAUACAACAAGAGACUGACAGAAGAGGUGAUCUUAUUGUCUCUAAAGUCAAGUCAUAGUAAAUCUACAAGUGUGAAGUCAGAGGAAACUGGACUUUCUUCAGAAUCUUAAAGAUGUUUUGCCUCUCAUCUGCUUGUGAUUCCCCACCAGUCAGUUAGAACUGAAGAAGCCUUGUGGAUGAGUGACGAAAUGUCUCCAAGAAUCUCAAAGUAGGUGUGACUUAGCACUUAGCUGACUUGAUAUUUUAAGAGAUGCUUUAUAUCAGUCAGAAGUCUCACACUGUAUCCAAAAUGCCCAGCAUGAAAAAGAUUUGAGAAAGUCUUUGAAAUAAAAGGCCUCCCGUUUAAACAUUACUCCAGAAACAUGAUAUUUUCAUUUAUUACUCCCCAAGUUUUCUUCAUAAUCCUUAGAUGUUCAAACUUACAUGAGAAUGUGUUUGGCCUUUGGAAAUUGUGUUGAUUCAGAUCUGUGAUUGUGAGAUAAGCAACUUCUUGUAUGUUGGUUCUGUUUUUUGUUUUUGGGGUAGACAUUUUUUUAUUGCUGACAUAACAGAAAUUGAUUGAUGUCCUGUCUAAACUUAGUCAUUAUGUCUGUUUUGUUUACCUUGACAUUUUGAACUUUAGUUGGUAGUGUUUGUUUAUUUGACACUUUCACUUUACUGUUUUCCAGCUAGUUGUCCAUUACAUUCAACUAAGCCAUUGUAAUUCCUUAUAGAGAAAUAUUAAGGUCUAUGAAAAAUAAUCACCUAAAACUCAGAAUUUAAAGACAGCUCUUUAUUUCCUUGUUCAGCAGUUGAAAGAACUCUUUGUUUCACUAUGUUGCUUAAUCUGAGUGUUACUGUCUCUGCCAACAACAGUGUAAAUAAGUCACUAGAAUUGUUCACAAUAAUGUGUUCUUAAGUUUAUCCUCUCAAUAAACUAUCUUGAUACUA